AUGGAGGGACCUCCGCUGAUGUGCCGUCAAUCUGUUGAUGAGGACGAUGUGCAAGGUCUUGGAUAUGGUGUUGGUGACGGAGGAGGUGGACCGUUCUCUAGAGUUCUUCUGGAGCCAAAUGUUCAUGAUGUGAUGAGUAUGGAACUUGCUCACCAUGAUAUGGGCGGUUAUUUGGAUCCUAGAAGCUUCGGUGGAGGUUCACUCGGAUUCGAUGAUUAUAACGGGUCGUCGUCACUGUACGACGUCAAUACUUUUGGUGACGAAAUUUCAAACGAACAGAAGUGUUUGUUCACAAGCGAUGGCUCAUCGUUCACUCAAGUGAAUUCUAACGCUCACGUGAAACUGGGUGGACGAGUGGAACAUUUCGCCUCUUCGAUUGCUAGCAACAAGUACGAAGGCACGGUUAGACUUGAUCAAUCAAGAAAUGUGCCAACGUAUCCUGUGAAAACUGCAAACCCUUCAACGUGCACGCAGUAUGCUCCCGUUAGGACAAUAAUCGGUCUGCCGAAGAGCAACAUUAUACGGACUGGUCUCGGAGCACCAGCUACUCUGCUCCUCAAUCUGUAUCUAGUCAACACGAACGUAAACCACAAUUGGGAGCACAUCUAUGACGAAACUUUAAGCAUUUCUUGUCGUCUGGAAAACGCAUGUCUUCAUCCGCUAUCACUUGAUCUUGAUGAACCAAGGGCUCUGUCAAGUAGCGGUUCAACGAGCUCGGCAUCUACCGGGACACAUUUGUCUAGUGCUCUAUUCACAUGUGAAUCGUGUAAGAAGUCAGUUUCGUCGCUGCGUAGUCUGAAACGUCACCACACCACUUGUAAGCAAUACAUAGCUGAAAAUGGUCCACCUCCUGAAAGCGACCACUCAUCUUCCAAGAGACACUGUCCGUCGUCAUUUAACGACGAUUUACUCACGCUAGCCAUAGUGAAUUCUUCUGUUUCUGGCGUUGUGAAACCCUCUUCGUGCUCUUUACCCCAAGCUUCGCGAUCUGCAGCUGUAGUGACUGUGAUGUCGAAGCGUGAUCAUCUUCACCUUGAUCCGUGUCCCAGAGCUCCUUCGCAGUUUCCGGUCGUCACGUCAUCGUCGUGCUGUUGUUCGCUCUUUGUAUGCGACUGCACUCCGUCAACCUCUCCUGAGCAGUCCGUGUCGUGCGCUCCGAAGCUCGCUGCAAGCAAUAACACGUGUGAGGAUUGCAAUCGUCAGUUGUGUUCGGCUAGCAAUCUCAAGAGACACCGAGCCACAUGUAAAAUCGUCAUGCAGAAACAGUAUUCUAAAAACGGUGGAGUUGUCUCUCCAGUGUCGAAGCCUAUGCAGCAGCAGAAGUGGCAAUCUGUGGAAAUAGCUGCCCGUGAACGGAUGAUCAUCGACCGUUCAUAUGCAGCUGCAAUCGCAGCUAGCCAAGAGGCUCAGCAACAGGUUUCGCAGCACUCGCAAAUGGUGAAUCGAGCGAAUUCGGAUAGUAAUGCAACUUUCGUUGUGGUUCAAGACCAAGGCGUCGUCGGAGAAAGACCAUGGAUAACUGUUGGAGAACAUCUGCGCGCUCAGCAUAUGCAGCAAAAGGUACUCGAAGCUCAGAGUAUGCAAAAUCAGAACACUGCAGUUUCUUCUGCUGAUUUGCCGUCGGAGCCUUGUGAGACUGAUGAUGCGACGAAGCUGACUGUAAUUAAAGAGGAGCAUGAGGAACAUAAUCAGGACGAAAACGUGAGCGUGGAGGAAGAAAAACCUCUGGACCCUUCGCAUAUAGCGGAUGCCAAAUCAUCCAUGUCAUCUUACAAGUGCACUAACAUUAUUUCUCGUCUUCCAAUGUCUACGCACCCGAAUGCAGUCAUGCGCUCCGCCUCUACUGUCGAGCAAAAACUAAUUCUUGACGUCAAGUCCGCUAUAGGAUCGGGAUCCCAGUCUUCGCAAUGCACAUCAUCACCGCACAUAACUCCUCUCGAAAGUAUUAUUACGACGCGGCCGUUGCUUAGUGAACGUCUCACUACCUCGUUUGGGACACCACGAGAAAGUGGUGAGCAUCGUAGUUCGGAUUCUAUACAAACAAGCGUUCCUGCAGGUGGAUCUGUAGCGAAAUUAUCACCCAGUCGCCAACCAACUUUACUCUCCUCUGAAUUCCAGUGUCCAGAAUGCAUGAAAACAUAUUCAUGUCGAAAGAAUGUGAAGCGCCAUCGUAUGGCUGUGCACAAGCUGUCACAAGAAGAGGUGUCGAGACCAGUGGGUGCUUCACAUUCCAUAGGAAACGUUGGAGACUCUUCCUCUAUUCCACAACUUGGGCAGCAACUGAACAACCGUUUCUCAGGAGCAAGAAAUGAUCUGAAAAUUGAUUCUCAGCAACAACUUCUGGCCAAUAGGUCGCGAGAAUACGUGGAUGAUGAGGAGAGUGCCGAAACUGCUAGGAUUGCAGCCGAGCUGAAGCGAAGUGUCGAACAAGAGAUGGCCGAGAUUGAAGGAAAGAAACCACGUACCGAAUUAGCUGAAGCUGACACGACAUUCAAUGAAGAGACUGAGUCAGGGUGCUCCCUUACUCAUGAUUCUACUCGAAUGCAAUCUCUCAGUGCACCAGUUAGAGGUCAACCCAACGCGAAUGUUUCGGCACACUCUUCUUUGAAGUCUUGGAUUGAUCAGAAAUCUCUGUCGCUAGAUAUGAUGCACGCUCCGCGGUCAAGCGCUCAAGGAGGUCAGUCAACUUCAACUCGAACCAGCAAGCGACCGCCGCAUGUCUGUUUUGAUUGUAAUCGCGUUUUGUCAUCGGAUUACUCAUUACGACGUCAUCGGUUAACAUGUAUCGAGGCCCGAGCUAAUAGCGCGGCUCAAGCGACGGGUCCACCGGGAUGCGUGAACGCUAAUGCUUCAUCACUAGGCGAGGAGUCCGUUCAUCUACAGGAUGUUAUGCUAGGCAGUGCUUACAUUGGGAGUGACCGCAACACGGAUUCAAUGGGGAUAUCCGAUCCUAUGCUGAGCCACAUUGCUUUAUCCACACCCGUCCUUCAACAAAAUGUCCAAUUCAAUCGAUCAGCAUCUCUGAGCGGACCAGCAACGACACCAGAUGGAUGGUAUGAACGUCACUCGCUCUGUAAAACUGAUGAUGUUCCCGAUUCUACAACUAGCCAAAGAUUGGAUCGCUCGACCUCACCUGGAUUGCUACCGACAUCAGAAAGCGCGCAACCUGGUUGUCUUCAGUACACUAGAAAACAAGCGAAUUCUGGCGGAGGAAACGCACGAAGUGAUGGCUCAUCCUGUACGCAGCAACAUAAACAUCUUUGCCAAGCCUGUGGCAAGUUCUACUCCUCGGAGUGGAAUCUGGAACGGCACAGAAGAGAAUCGUGUCCGGUUAAGGGAAAGGUAUCACCUGCGCAAGAAGUUUCGGAAAAUGUUAAUGAUGAAGCCAGUGUUCAAGUUGGUCACACUUUGUUUCUCCUCUCACGAUCGGCUUUAUCUCGAGCUUCGGCAUAUUUCGCGCAGCUCUUCGCCAUGCAUGAUCCCUUGAAGGGAGAACUUCGUCUUGAACUUGAUCCUACACAUUUUCAGUCGCUUCUUGAUGUCUAUAAUAACCCCAGUAACCUCAAUCAGUAUAACAUCGACGCCGUUGUGAUUUUGGCAAAUCGACUCAAGUUUAGUACUGUCUUCGAUAGCUGUGAGAGAUACAUAGCUGAACAGCGCACAAGAAGUGAUUGGGAACUUACAAUUUUCCAGUUGCCUCAAAUCUCUGUCAUGCAUGCCAUUCGUUUGGCGGAGCAGCUUAAGCUCUCGACCAUAAAACAACGUCUUUUUGAUACAAUCUCAAUUGAUGUGUUCAGAUCUCUUGCAUCUGACGAACAGUACAAGAAAAUGGAUGCUGAAUUGAAGGCUGAACUACUUGAGAAAUGGGGCACUUUCCUGUAA
Messenger RNA from Angiostrongylus costaricensis, 3882 nucleotides. Lineage: Eukaryota; Metazoa; Nematoda; Chromadorea; Rhabditida; Metastrongylidae. The record is from the annotation of a GenBank genome assembly.